This is a messenger RNA of Babesia ovata, 624 nucleotides long. RefSeq lists its product as uncharacterized. NCBI's taxonomy places the organism in Eukaryota, Apicomplexa, Aconoidasida, Piroplasmida, Babesiidae. The coding region runs from base 1 to 624 and encodes 207 amino acids. The record is from RefSeq and is a predicted model, not a curated record. The transcript has a single exon.
AUGUCUUUCCUUCAUGGAGUUCUCCAAAGUGUGAAGGAGGAUGAUAACGUUACAACGUACAAUAAACAUAUUACUCAGAAUAAUUUAGAUAAUGUUCUUCGUGAUGUAUUUUCUAAAAUUGGCACUGGGCGUAAUGGGCUUUCGGACUCUGUCACCAAGGUGAAGGAGUGGUUGGAGAAAUAUAAUGAUGAAGUAGAAAAGAAGACAAGAGGAGUGACCGAUGGAUUAUCUGCACUUAUAGGUAAGUUGCGUAGUGAUGUUUCAUCUGGUGUUGCAGGGAAUGAGUAUUACAAGAGCGUUGAAGGCGAGGCGACCAAGGAUCUCGGGACCCAGUUGGCAAGGUGGAAGGGGACACUGGGGAGCAUCGACAGUGAUGUUCAAAGUAUUGCAAACAUACAAAUUAAUGACUUAGACGACACACUUAAAGCACAACUAACGCACAAAUUAGAUCCAGUUAAGAAAGUGGUAGAGCACCUGAAAGGUGUUGCCACGAAGAUGGCAGAGGGGGGGAAGGUGGCAGAGGUUGAUACUGCCAUUACUGAGAAGGAAACGCUUGUCAAAGAGCGAAUUAAAGCAAAAUCGCAAGAGCUGAGAGAGACGUUGACAAUAAUUUUACCACAAUAG